CGUCACAUGUGCAGGUUUCGCGGCAAAAAAGAUUUGGCGCGUAAACCCCUGCGCUUGCCGGAUCAGCUGGUGCAGAACAACAGAAACAAUAACACAGCGGUAGAAGGGGCAAGGUGAUCGUCUCAAAAACACAGAGGGCAGAUGCGGAAGAAACCUUUAUUUUCCCUGGACAGGCUCUCGCCCAGAAUAGUUCCCUUUUGGCUUUUUCUGUACAAUCUCCACUUGCUUCCUGGAUCGAAUGACUGAUGACAAAGUGGAUGCAGCAGAUAACGAUCGGGCGGAUCAUUGCGGUGUAAAGUCUGCUUGAAUGUCCAGAUCCUUUUUUUAAUCCACAUAUACUGUAAUAUAAAUAUUAACCAUUUAUGUAAAAUAUAUGGUACUGUAUGGUUGUAGAGAGAAAAGAAAACAAAAAAGAAAUGACUGGGAUAAAUUAACAAAGAAGCACCCUAAAUCUGGGCGAAAAACUAGCUUUUGUGCACGCUGAGCAAAAAAAUGUUAACUAUAUAUUUUAUAUAGUUUAUUAGUGGUCUAAAUGUGGAGACAUAGUGAACCAGCACUAAGUAAAGCCAGGGGAGCUAACCUCAACAGUAUGAUUAUAGAGCAACACGAAAACUACUCCGAGCAAGUCGGACUAGUUUGAUCUCUCUGAUGCAUGUGCAUUAACAUGUUCGGAACUGCUUAAGCAAAAGGAGUGAAUUGUGCAUCUGAAUUAAAGUAAUAUUUCCUGCUUAUACAACUCGUAAUUAAUAACACAAAGUUCGAUUUAGGCCAACGUAAACUGGUUUAGCUGAUUGAGUGACACGUUUGUAAUACUAUAUUGUCUGAGCUCUGGGAAUAAUACACACACGAAUGAUUGUUAGUGGUACUAAUAUUCGAGUCCCAGAAUGACCUGAACUCCAGGGCCUGGGAAAGUGAAAACUGCACUUGCACAGCAGACAGCGCGGAGAUCUAGAUGAAGAAACAUUAAUCGCUGUUUACUGAACUUGCAGUACUUGAAAUUAUAGGAACUGCAAGAAAUAUAAUAUGCUACAGUCGGAAGGCAUUUAUAGUUAGCUGAUUUGCUGUAUUUUUGUAACUACAGUGACAAUUUUUGUUAUGAUGUUUUAAAAGCAAAUUUGCUUUUAUUUGUUUUACAUUAUGCAAUCAGAUGUUCUGUGAUGCAAGUUAAAUGUAUCUCUUAACCACAGCUUGGUCAACUUUUAUUUGUUUUUAUGUUGUAAUGCAUCAUGGGAAGGAGCUGUUUCCUAAUUUAUACUUUUAAAAUACGCUUUAUUUUUUUGAAACCCCGAAGUUUUGUAUCCUGUACAGAUACAGAGAUGCUCGACUUUUAACGAAUAAACACAAAAUAACAGCGACAGCUUUGCCUUGUUAAAAAGAGCCGCUGACGUGCCAUGUCACAGCAGCUUGUAUCCGGACAGACCUCGGAGGAUCUUUUGGCUGAUUUUGAGUCCAUUUUAGAAGCUGGAGGUAUCGAUUUAGACCAGCAACAGAUCGUCAUUAUUUCGACACCCGGAAAUGUGGAUUUGCACCCCGCAACCUCCGGUACGGGCGGUGAAAUGUUGCUGUUCGCCACUCCACAGGGCCCAAGACCUGGGGAUGGAGGAAGGAGACCCACCUUGGGGAGGCCGCCGGUAAAAAGGAAGCUGGACCUGGAGACUGACCACCAGUACGUGGCAGAAACCAGGCAGAUUCCCCGAGGCAGGGGUCGGGUGGGAGAGGCAGGAAUGAAGUCCCCCGGUGAGAAGUCCCGCUACGACACCUCCCUGAACCUGACCACCAAGCGCUUCCUGGAGCUGCUGGCCCAGUCCCCCGACGGCGUGGUCGACCUUAACCUGGCUUCGCAGGUGCUGGAGGUGCAGAAGAGGCGAAUCUACGACAUCACAAACGUGCUGGAGGGAAUCCAGCUCAUCACCAAGAAAUCCAAGAACAACAUUCAGUGGCUGGGCAGUCGUCUGGAUGGGGUGUCUGGUGCCCAGUACCAGGCGCUGGUGAAGGAGGUGAGUGAUCUGGGAGAGACAGAGCAGAGACUGGACGAGCUCAUCACAAAGUGUAACCUGCAGCUGAAACUGCUGACAGAGGACCCGCAGAACAAAAAGUCAGCGUAUGUGAUGUGUCAGGACCUGAGGAACACAGUGGACCCCCCGGACCAGCUGCUGAUGGUGGUGAAGGCCCCCCCUGGAACACAGAUGCAGGUCUCGGACCCCAGUGAGGGGAUGCAGAUUUCUCUGAAAAGCCCCCAUGGUCCCAUCGAUGUGUUCCUGUGCCCAGAGGAUGGGGUAGGAGUCUGCAGUCCUGUGACUGGCAACAGCCCUUCCAAAGCAGCCAAUCAGGAUCUAUUACUGCAUGCCGUAACCCCAGUAACCACCACAGAGUCUCCUGCCUGCAGCUCCUCCCAGGAAGUGUCAUUGGCUCCCGUGUUAAUUCAGAGCGGACAAGAGCCUCUGCUGACAAACGCUUUAUCUCCACUGAGGGGGCUACCUGACUUUGGUAACCUUUCACCUAUGAUGUCUUCCAGUUACCAGCUGGAUAGGAACUCUGAGGAUUUCUCCCUCCCAUUGGAUUCUUUUAUCAACCUUUCCCCACCCCAAAAUCAUGACUAUCAUUUUGGAUUGGAGGAGGGGGAGGGUGUGAGUGAACUGUUUGACUGUGACUUUGGAGACUUGACCCCUUUGGAUUUUUGAAAGAUGUACAGGAGGGGAGGGGUAAUGUAAUGAGUCUGGUCACAGUAAUGAUGCUUAUCUUGUUCUCAUUUGUUUCUUGCUUAUCACUUCAAAGCCAUGGCGGUUCCCAGCUCGCUUCUACUUGGUACGCCAUUUGUCUGAUUGGAUGCCGAAUAAAUACAGACGUCUAGUCCCUUGUUGUGUAGCUUGAAACUGGGCCAAUCACAAACUCUGAAGUUGUAAUGAUUCUUGCCUUUUUCACAAAGUGGUGGGGCCUUCCACUAGAGUGAUCUAUCCUGGCACUUAAACUCUUGAUGAAAAUUUUGGAGGUUGGUUUCCAACACUACCAAAGUAGUCAGGUGGUUUUGACUGCAAGUUCUUUGCAAAACCAAUUUCCAUUCUUCUAAUAAAAGACUUCAGUGGAACCGCCAGUAUGCAUGAUUAACAAGCAAGUAGUUCAGAUGCACCUGAACCAAUUUCAGGCGCUUCACAAUUAAAAGUCAAGCUUUAAUGUUAAAGAUUACAUUGAUUCAAAUGUCAUUUUAAUGUGUGUUUUUUUUAAUAUAAAAGACUCCCUGUCUGUGAUUCUCAUUUUCCUCGCUUGAGCUUGUCUGGAGAUUCCGAAGUGACUCAUUCCAUUUAAAUCACAUGACAAUGUGACCUUUCAACUCUGCCAGCCCGGCCCACUCCCUAUAUCUAUACAUGUAGAGCAGGUGGGGCUGGCAGAGUCGAAAUGUUACACGAUUUGAAUAGAAUGAGGAAGGGCAGCAUUUAGGAUUCUCCAGGCCAGGUAAAAGCAGAUUCAGAGAAAAAAUAGAACUUAACAAAGGAGCAACAGAACCUAGAAGCAUUCAGAAUUAUUGCAAACCCUUCUAAUAAUGACAUCUCUAGCUGCAUGCUCUUCACUGUCUGACCAAGGCAGUCUAGUGUGUUAGGAUGUUAUUAAAGGAGCUGUGUGUUUUGACAGUACUAUAUGUUUGGAAGGCAAAUAACUUCUAUUAACUACAGUCCAAGCUCAUUUCAAAAAGACACAAUGUACUGUCUUGUAGUAAUAGUAUCUGAAAUCCUGUUGCACCUUCUCAUUUUAGAGAAUGCUGAAGGUCAUGAAGUCUAUCUUAAUUAUCUAAAACAGAGCCACCUUUUAAACUUUGAAUCCUGCUCUAUCUCAGACUUCCCGCAUGUUCAGAGCCCUGCGAGAGGGGAACUGCAGCAGGAUCAAUAGUUACAGAGCUGUAGCAUUCGGAUCACUAAAUGGGUCCCGAAUGCAAAGCUAGAAACUAGAACUGGAAAGCAUAGUAAGUGGCCAAUUAAAGAGCCCUUGUUUCUAAGAAGAAAGAACAAAAGACCUGGGAAUAGCUUUUAUAUUUUUUUAAAUUUUGUAAUAGAUUAGUUUCUUGCCAAGAUUCAACCUUUUAGUUUCUAAUUGGUAGGACUUAAUUUAAAUAUGGUUCCACAGAGGUUUUUGUAAGGCACUUUUUUGUACUGUGUGAUGUAAAUUUGUUUUUGAAUUUGUUGGUGUAUAUUGUUUUAAUUAUUUAAUCUUAGGCAUAUUGAUCUGAUGAUAGAGUUGCUUUAUUUUCAUGUACAGAAUUUGAAAUGUUUUUUAUAGUGGGGUUUAUACAUUGUCAUUUUUUGUUUGCUUAUUGAAAGAAUAACUUAAGGCUGUUGUGUCCUUGAAAAUACAGCAAUGUUCCUAUGGAGUUUUUUCUUUUAUUGUUUGACAGCCAUGGGAUAAUGCUCCCAUCUAAAUAAGGUGCGGUUGAUCAGUUUAUUACUUUUGUAAAAUUGAGUGGGAAGAAUCAUGUUAUGCAUUUGUGGAAGUCAGAUUUUGACAAUCCAAAAAAAAUAAAAAAUAGAUUUGAGUAAUA
Messenger RNA from Acipenser ruthenus (sterlet), 4528 nucleotides. Its product is annotated as transcription factor E2F1-like. NCBI's taxonomy places the organism in Eukaryota, Metazoa, Chordata, Actinopteri, Acipenseriformes, Acipenseridae. The transcript is spliced from 7 exons. Gene Ontology annotation, cellular component: Rb-E2F complex. The record is from RefSeq and is a predicted model, not a curated record. The coding region runs from base 1392 to 2681 and encodes 429 amino acids. Gene Ontology annotation, biological process: regulation of transcription by RNA polymerase II; G1/S transition of mitotic cell cycle. Gene Ontology annotation, molecular function: RNA polymerase II cis-regulatory region sequence-specific DNA binding; protein dimerization activity; DNA-binding transcription factor activity, RNA polymerase II-specific.